Molecule: messenger RNA, 1024 nt
Organism: Tripterygium wilfordii
Lineage: Eukaryota; Viridiplantae; Streptophyta; Magnoliopsida; Celastrales; Celastraceae
Exons: 2
Coding region: 32-1024 (330 amino acids)
Source: RefSeq, a predicted model, not a curated record
GAGAUUGAAUUCACCUUCACAUGGUUCAAGCAUGGGAGAAAUUGGAGUGCAAAGCCAGUAUGGUAGAGCUACUGCAAUUCUGAAGAAAAUGUUACAUGAACAACAUUUGAGUACAGAUUUGUAUUUAUUUGCAGUGGACUUGUUGCGGGACAACAUGAACAGCGAAUUCUUUAUCGACUGUGAUGAUGUACUGCGAUUGCCUUUUAUAGAGAGGAAGUUUACUCAAUAUCAGAAUGGGAAAAACUUCGCCGGAUUGGACACUGUUAACAUGGUUGGUGAUGACAAUAGACGAUCAGAACGUGAAUGGAUAGCGCGGUUUGUAGUAGUUGUGUGUGCUACAGCAGCUGCCAUCCGCUAUUACGGCUCCCGUGGAUCAUACAUUGAUAAGGUUCCGUGUAGGACAUCAGCUUUACAGGGUUAUCAAUGGGUGACAGAAAUUCUGAGAGGACACCCAGCUAGAUGUUCACAACUUUUCAGGAUGAGGAAAGAAAUUUUUAGAGAGUUAUGCAUCGAUCUAAGAGACAAAUAUAUGUUACCGACCACGAACACCAUUCAAAUUCCGGAAAUGGUUGGUAUGUUCCUCUUUACUUUGGGGCAGGGUGCUAGUAAUAGAUUGUUGCAAGAAUGCUUUCAGCAUUCCGGCGAAACAAUUAGCCGGAUUUUCAGGGAGGUUCUACAAAGCGUCUACCUAAUGUCCAUCGACCUUAUCAAACCGAGGGAGAACCAGUUCGAUACAGUACCUUCUAGGAUUAGGAAUGACCCUAAAUAUAGGCCAUUUAAGGACUGUAUUGGUGCGAUUGAUGGUACUCAUAUUCCAGCCGUCAUUCCCAAGGAUGAGAGAGGUCGAUUCAUAGGGAGGAAAGGAUUUACUACACAGAAUGUGAUGGCCGUGUGCGACUUUGACAUGUUGUAUAUUUUUAUCUCGGCUGGGUGGGAGGGAUCUGCACACGAUGCGCGGGUAUUUCAGGAUGCAAUUACAGAUGAAUCGUUACACUUUCCGCAUCCACCUCCGAGUAAGUCAUAA